AACUAUAAGCCUCAUCAAUAAUCUUCUCACACAUUAUCUUUCUUUCUUCCUCCCAAAACACACACAACGGACACAACACUCUGCAGGAGUCUGUGUUUACUCACAUAUUUGGCGGGAAAAUAACUAUCAAGGUUCUUCUUCCUGAUCGAUACAUUAAGUGAAACAGAGGUGGUUGGUUAUAGAAAAGUUUUAUACGGAGAGCGCACUCAAGGUGUUCGACGUAAUUCCGCAAAGAGACUAUAUAAGAUGCCGCCACUAGAACCGAUUCGAUUCUUGAGGAACAGUGUGCUCGUAGUUCUUGGUGGGUUUGUGACCAUAAACGUGGUUUCCGCGGCAGCCAUUGGUGCUUUUCGACUCGCUACAGAAGAGAAACGGAAGAAGAGGGGGUCGGCUUGUGUAGCGUGUCGUGGGAAAGGGUUUUACAUAUGCAAAGUGUGCAAAGGGAACGCAACGAUUGAAUGGUCGCCAUUGUAUGAUCCCGUUUGUAUCAAUCCAUGUCUUUGCCCUACUUGCGAUGGUCACAGGGUACAAAGAUGUCUCAACUGCUUAGGGAAGGGAUACUGGUGAUUCUUUUGAGUCUUCCUUAGGGUUAGCUUAUGGUUACAUCAUCUUUGUGAUCAUCUGCAUAGAAGGUGACCUGGACUGUUGUAGUUAAUUGGCCG
Messenger RNA from Raphanus sativus (radish), 662 nucleotides. Its product is annotated as protein BUNDLE SHEATH DEFECTIVE 2, chloroplastic-like. The record is from RefSeq and is a predicted model, not a curated record. The transcript is spliced from 2 exons. The coding region runs from base 247 to 567 and encodes 106 amino acids. Lineage: Eukaryota; Viridiplantae; Streptophyta; Magnoliopsida; Brassicales; Brassicaceae.